Messenger RNA from Neurospora hispaniola, 2044 nucleotides. RefSeq names its product kinase-like domain-containing protein. Gene Ontology annotation, molecular function: ATP binding; protein serine/threonine kinase activity. Bases 156 to 1790 code for a protein of 544 amino acids. The transcript is spliced from 3 exons. Lineage: Eukaryota; Fungi; Ascomycota; Sordariomycetes; Sordariales; Sordariaceae. Gene Ontology annotation, biological process: peptidyl-serine phosphorylation; response to starvation; autophagosome assembly. The record is from RefSeq and is a predicted model, not a curated record. Gene Ontology annotation, cellular component: autophagosome; phagophore assembly site membrane; cytosol.
UGCUUGCCGUGGGAGUCACGAUGGUCCGGCCAUAUCCACCCUCUUUUUUGCUGGGAGGUAUGUGCUUGCUAUAUAGGUAUCCCAGGUCUGCGAGAGGGGGGCGGAAGGGGGUUGAUGAUGUUGAAUCUGGCCUUUGAACCAACAAGCAUCAAAUUAUGGAGGAGAGCUACGAGUAUCAAGACAGUGGGCGUUACCAACGGCUUGGGUUCUGGCUAUUACCAUUCAACAAAGCCGCCGCUGCCCUGGUGAGCUGCCAUCCACCUAACCUCGAGCGGUACUCCUACGACCAAGACACCAGAGGCAUCUGGAUAGACUUUUCGAACCCCGAAAAACAGGAAUACACCGUUGGCUGCAGUAACUCUGUCGACAUCUACCUCCCACAGGUUUGGAACUCGACUGGUUCGUCAGGCAUAUCAGAACGGCACGCCUCUUUUAGUGCCGUCACAGACACUGGUCCUAUCCUCCUUUGCGACGAGUCCGAGUACCUCUCUACAGAGCCCUUCUCCCACGGCAGUCAUUCAUACACGGUGAACUUUCGACGGGGAGGCAAACGAUCAGUCUUGGUGGCCCAAGGGAUCAACUCACUGGUAGCUUUUGGUCAUGGCAGAUUCUAUCAGUUCGAGCUACGGUGGGAGAAUGAUGGUCUCGAUGAGUUUCGCAUGGCACCACCGGUUCUCUACGCUUUGGGUCCAAGCCGUACCAAGACAAAGAGGUAUGUGCUAGGAGAAAAGGUAGGAGGAGGCACAUUCGGAAACGUCUACCGCGCUAUGGAUGUCACCACCGGGAGUGUCAUGGCAGUCAAGAAAUGCCAUCGUCUGACCAGCAAACGUCUCGACUUUGCCUCGAGGGAGAUCGCCACCCUUCUAAAGAUCAACAGCAGCGACGAGUCAACACCAUGUGACCACAUCAUCCAAAUCCUCGGUUACACGACCGGCCCCGACUGGGCCGAGAUCUACCUCCCCCUUAAAUCAGGCAACCUCAAAACCCUCGUUUCAAAGAUCCUCCCUCCCUCUUCCCAUUUCCACGUCUCCAACCUUGUCCUCCACCAAAUGCUCCUCGCUCUUCAUCACCUCGACCAACACAACAUCAUCCACCGUGAUCUCAACCCCGAAAACAUCCUCUGGGAGCACUCCCCUUUCGGAACAGGAGACUACCACUUCACCCUAGCCGAUUUCGGCCUCUCCAUGUGCACCUCCUCCCAAGCUCCCCGAGCCAAAGAAGUAGCCGGCACAACACCCUUCAUGGCCCCCGAGAUGUACCACACACCACUGAAACAACACACUUCCAAGGUAGACAUCUGGUCGUUAUUCGCCACGGUUGUAUGGGUGCGCAACAAGCGCUUUCGAAAGGGGUGUGAGCUGGUAGGACCGCAUUUGGUGCAUGUGUGGCUGAAUAGGAUUGCGGGAAACAAGAAGGGUGGGGAGGGGGGAUAUGAGGGAAUUAGGAGGAUGGCGUGCUUUGAUCCGGGGAGGAGGCCGUCGGCUGGGGAGCAAUUGGAGAUUUUGGAGAUGGAGGAGGAGGCUGAGAUGGAGGAUUUGGUGGAGGAGAUGCCGGCUUAUUGGCAAGAUGAACCGUCGCAUAUGACUGGAGCGAUAGGGGAAUAUGGAUGGGAUGGGACGGAUAGCGCAUGGUCUAGUGAGGGAUAUGCGCUUCCCAUGGAAGUACCGUGGGAUCAAGAGGGAUGGAUGCCAAGCUAUGAUGGCCACUCAUGUCUGGCAAAGAGUCCAAGGGACGAAGCCGAUGCCGCCAUGGCGAUGUGGAAGGCCUGGUACCUCGCAACGGACGGAUAGUUUUCACGGUGUUUCCGAAUAAUACCUUCUAUCCAAUGAUUUUAUUUACCCAACCCUACCCAAAACUCCAAGCCAUACUAAACAUUACAAGACAUUAUUCUUGACCUCCUCCAAGCCAUCACAGGACAACAACAAGUCGCACGCCUUACAACUUGGUCUUGGCAGAGGGAGCGUUAAAGUUGGGGUAUCCCUUCUCCUUCCACUCAUAAAAGCUCAUGCCGUUCGCCGACGAGGGCAUGCGAACGACCAAAGGA